AUCUUGGGUGUGCGGCUGGGAUUGGACGGCUCCUCAGCUGCCGGGAACCCGCUCCAGCACAGAGCUUGGUUCACCAUUGGUGGAGCACGUGUCUGGGGCGUUUCACUGGGACAGCCCGGCUGUGUCCGGGUAAGAUGGCGUUGGAAGAGCAGUGCUCGGCACCACCUCGAUGGCGGUCCAUAUCUUUGACACACGUAGAGUUCCCUGAGGGUGAUCUGACCGGACAUGCACUGGCCUACAUCAGCCUCCUGCCCAUUGCAAUUCUUGUGGGUUUUGUCACACUCAUAGUGUUUAAACGGGAGCUGCACACGAUCUCCUUCUUUGGUGGGCUCAUCCUAAAUGAAGGGGUGAACUGGCUGCUAAAGCACAUUCUCAGAGAGCCGCGCCCAUGUGCAGGGGCUCACUCCACCUUACACACAGAGUAUGGGAUGCCCUCCAGUCACUCCCAGCUUAUCUGGUUCUUUGUUGUUUACUUCUUUCUUUUCCUUUAUUUAAGAAUGCAUCAAACAAACAAUGCCCGAUGUGUGGACCUGCUAUGGAGACACAUACUGUCCAUCAUCCUGUUGGGCAUAGCCUUAACAGUCUCAUACAGCAGGGUGUACCUGUUGUAUCACACCUGGAGCCAGGUUUUCUACGGCGGAGUGACUGGUAGUACAAUUGGCAUAGUGUGGUUCUUUUUCACACAAGAGGUGCUGACACCAUUAUUCCCCAAAAUAGCAGCAUGGCCAAUAUCAGAGUACUUCCUGGUGCGAGACACAAGCCUGAUCCCCAACAUCUUAUGGUUUGAGUAUACAGUGACCAGAUCAGAGGCAAGGAACAGACAACGAAAGCUUGGAACAAAACUUCAGUGAUCUGCACAUAUCUUUUGUGAAAACUGAGUUUAGGACCACAAAAACACACACACACACACACACACACACACACACACACACACACACACACACACACACACACACACACACCCCACAUAGACACAGACACACCCACACUCUUGUUACACACAGGAACAAACAAAUGCUCACUCGAUAAAAACACACUGGAGAACCAUCUUCUGGACUGACGUGGUUGCGAGGAGACAAGGGCAGAAACCGUUUACAGGUGGCGACAGAGUGCCUGGACCUGACCCGGAGCCUACAGCCUGAGCAAGUCCGUCCACACGCCUCUCCUUCUUGUACAGCUUGCCCACAAUGCUCUUCAGUGCAUGCAAGACUGUGCAAGAGGCAUACUAUUUAAUGAUAGAUUAAUAUAUAUUUUAACUAUAAACGCACGCUGACAGUUACAGUGUACUGUAAGAGAUUGGAGGAGCCCUGAUAAGGAGGCUUUGGUCAGACGGAUUGGUGGGCGUCAUUGCAGCAUGUAUUUAGUGAUUCCUUUUUUUAACUCUUCUGAUGAUAGCUGGUGGGACAGAGUGGGGAGGGAGGUUGGGUUAUGGUUAGUUUUUUUUUUUUUCCUUUUUCAUUGUUAUAUAAUUAAAAAAGAAUUUCUUACAAGAAUUGGUUCUGUAAUAUAAAUGAAAAUUUGCACUUUGUGACAUUUAAAGUAAGAAAGAAAAAAGACGACUAACACUAGUUAAUGUUAAGAAGACCCUCCCCUUGUUUUCCCUCAUCAGUCUUUGCUUUGUAUCUAUGACUGUCAGUCCUACUAUACUAGACUCCAAAGCUGAUCUGCAAGCUGUGUAAAUUUAAUGUACCUAAUGUACUAUUGAGCAUCCAGGUUGUGGUUUCUCUUCAUAUCCACAUGUGAGGAUUAGGAGAUUGACUCGCAGCAGCAGGUUUUUGUUGUUGGACGCUUUGGACUGAGGUGUUUUUUGUUUGUUUUAUUGAAUGCCUCACUCACGGUAGCAGCCAGGGAACAGAAUUCUGGGAAACCAUAUACCUUUUUUUUCUUUUGAUCUCGUUUUCUGCUGUAGCAGAGGACAGUUUUCCUUUUUUUUUUUAUUAAACCUGCAUUUCCAAAAUAACAUUCCAUAUCACUUAUUGACAAAACACACACAAUGACUUCCGAAGGGAUGUGUUUCCUUUUUGUAUUAUUUUAGAAGAAAGAAAGAAAGAAAAAAAAGCCUCAGGUCAGUCGUAGCAUGCGAUUAUGCUUAAUAUCCUCACAGCCCACGGCAGCUGAUGUUGUAAGCUGUCAGGUGGGGAUCUGAAGCUGAUUUAAAACUGUCAUAUCAUUAGCUCCACAAAGGGAAGUAGUUCUCUUAGAAUCUGAUUUUUUUCCAUGUGUAACCUAUAUCAGGCUGAAUAAAAAUGUGUUUAUGUACGACA
Molecule: messenger RNA, 2264 nt
Organism: Notolabrus celidotus (New Zealand spotty)
Lineage: Eukaryota; Metazoa; Chordata; Actinopteri; Labriformes; Labridae
Gene: dolpp1
Product: dolichyldiphosphatase 1
Exons: 8
Coding region: 135-851 (238 amino acids)
Biological process (GO): protein N-linked glycosylation; lipid biosynthetic process
Cellular component (GO): endoplasmic reticulum membrane; intracellular membrane-bounded organelle
Molecular function (GO): dolichyldiphosphatase activity
Source: RefSeq, a predicted model, not a curated record